This is a messenger RNA of Eurytemora carolleeae, 2082 nucleotides long. Its product is annotated as ero1-like protein. The record is from RefSeq and is a predicted model, not a curated record. Lineage: Eukaryota; Metazoa; Arthropoda; Copepoda; Calanoida; Temoridae. The transcript has 9 exons. Gene Ontology annotation, biological process: protein folding in endoplasmic reticulum. Bases 196 to 1653 code for a protein of 485 amino acids. Gene Ontology annotation, molecular function: thiol oxidase activity; FAD binding; protein-disulfide reductase activity. Gene Ontology annotation, cellular component: endoplasmic reticulum; endoplasmic reticulum membrane.
GUACCGGUUCAAAUGAUGAAAUUUGAGUGUUUACAAUCAGACCACGGUUAAAGUGAUUUUCACAGACACUUCAGUUACCAGUUUUUGAACACAGACAAUACACACACAUCACAAAUUUCUACAUUGAGUGAACCAAAUAAAACGUUUAAUUUUACUUUGUGGAGAGAAGGUAUAGUUAAAAUAGUGUUGGUGAAGAUGCGGCUACAAAGUAUGCGGGUUCAAGGGAGGGGGAAAUCCUACAACAUUUCCCCUCCUUCCCUCCUGUUAAUCUGCUCCCUUUUCCUUCUUCCCCUUCUCCUGUUUUCGGUCAUUCCAGUAGCAACAGCAGGAAACAGCAAUGUUAAAUUAGGAGAUAGUGAGCCAGAAAAUGCUAAAAAUGAAGGAUCCUGUUUCUGUAGGAUAGACUCAGGAGUACUGGAUGAUUGUCCUUGCACUAUUAGUACAAUAGAUCAGUUCAAUAAGGAUAAAAUAUAUAACAAGGUGACUGAACUUGUUGGGAGGAAUUUCUUCCGAUAUUUCCAAGUCAACUUUAACAAACCUUGUAAAUUUUGGCCUGACGGAGAUGGCCAAUGUGGAAGUCGGAACUGUGCAGUAGACACCUGUCCUGUUAGUGAGGUACCUGAGCACGUUCUCAACCACAAGGACGUGGAGAAGGACGUGAAGGAGACCCACAGCCCGGUCUCCUAUUUGCAGGAGAAGUUAAAGGAGUUCCUGCCCCUGGUGGAACCCCUAGUUGUCUACUUCAAACAGUUUGCAGAAGACUAUUUGCCUUCUCAGACAGAGUGUGAAGGUGAACCUCUUCCCUCCUAUCACAAGGUUGAUACCCAGCUUCCAGCAAAUAGUGCUGAACUAGUUGAUGAAUGGUGUACCCUAGACCCUCUAGACUCACAGGAGGGAUGUGAUUACAUUGAUCUACUGAGGAACCCGGAGAAAUUUACUGGAUACAGGGGUCCAUCUGCCAACAGAAUAUGGAGCAAAAUCUACAGCGAGCUGUGUUUCACCCAGGAAAAGGAAGGAGAUCUGUGUCUAGAGGAAAAGACCUUGAACCGUAUAGUAUCUGGUCUACACACCUCUAUAACGGUGCAUACAUGCAGAAACUAUCUUCUACAGGAGGAGGAUAUACUCAGGGGGAAACCAGCAGUCUGGGGUCCUAAUAUCCAGGAGUUCCAUCGAAGAUUUGACCCUGCUUUGACCGGCGGCCUGGGGCCUGAAUGGUUAAGAAACGUCUACUAUCUUUACCUAUUAGAGCUCAGAGCUAUCGCCAAGGCUGGAGAAACUUUGAACUCCCAGCACUACGGGGAUCCGGAGACCUCAGAGCAGGUUUCCCAACUCAUCCUGGCCGUCCAGGAGUUCAAGUCCAGUGUGAAGGACGAGCAGGAGUUGUUUGAUCCGCAGGACCUCAGCAAGGUUGAGAUUUUGUCCCAGGUGAAACGCAAGUUUCGAGAUAUUUCCCAUUUGAUGGACUGUAUGGGAUGUGAAAGGUGCAAGGUUUGGGGUAAACUCCAGGUUACCGGGAUAGGAACUGCUCUCAAGAUCCUGGUUACACCUGGAGCUCAGCUCCGUCUCACUAGGCACGAGGUAGUGGCCCUCAUCAACGGGUUCGCCAGGGUCUCCACCAGUAUUAUGGAGUUAGAGGCAUUCAGAAAUAUAUAGAAAAGUCUCAUUGUUUUAUUUUACAAGGGUCGUUAAAAUGAACUGGAAUAAAAAGUUGUUUUAUUCCGCUUGGUUUUUAGGGUUGUUCAGUAAAGAUUUUUCAAUCUAUUUCUAUAAAGAUUCAUCCAGUUUUAAUAAUUAGUGGCAGCAUUCAGUAAUCAGUAACUACCAAACAUUUGUUUUAUAAUAACUUAACCAUAUAUUUCGAUUGUCAUAAGAUUACAUGCAUCGGUACUUGAAAUAUGAAGAUAUUACUUUACUUGGCCAUUGUCAAAGGCUGACUAAAAUGAUCAUCUUUUGUAAUUGAAAAAAAAACUCACCACAUUGGGUUUUUAAUAAAUAUAAUUUUAUAAUUUAUAUACAUAAAAAAAUGAUUGUUUAUUUAAAAUAUUGUAAUAUGAAAUUACCAAAUAUACUAUUAUAAUUUUC